CAUACGUCAGCAGCCACUACAGGAAGUACCUGGCAGCUACAACACAAGCAAUGAAGAUACGAGUAACUUAGCGGAUAAAGAGUCUCAGUGUCACUUUAGAAGUCAAUUAAUGUGGAUGCCAUCGCAUUCCGUAAAAAAACGUAUGUUGCCAAAAUGGAAAGAGCUGUCAGACUCAUCAUUUUUUCGCUCAUCUUCUUGGCAUCGCAGGUAAACUGCCAAGAGGCGAUCUUGCACGUUUCAAAUGAAGGUAUAGAAAAGGAAUACUGCAUUGUCCACAAUCACUCCUGGACCCCCCUGUCACAAACCCUUGAUGCUGCUUUGCAGUAUCCACUGGUGAAUUUGACCUCCACUGUGCUGUGUAACGCCUCUGGGGUCAGUCCAGCUCUUGUAAAGGGCAAUGCAUUGGUGGUGAUGAGGGGAGGCUGUGAUUUCAGCCAGAAAGCUUUGGUUGCUCAAAGUCUUGGAGCUACAACUUUGCUCAUUGCCAGCAACACAUUAUUGAUCACUCCAUCAGCCAAUGACACAGAGUAUGCAAAGGUCCACAUUCCUCUGGCUCUCAUGAGGUACAGGGACUUCCUUGAAGCACAGAAGGUGUUUGGUGAAGGGAUGCAUGUGAAGCUUUAUGCUCCACCUCACUCAAAGAUUGAUGCAAGCAUUGCAGUCAUGCUACUGAUUGCCAUUGUCACGGUCGCUUUGGGCGGCUACUGGAGCGGCACAUGUGAGAGAGACCGGUUGAACAGUGGUGUGGCAGGGGGAGAGGGCAAAGCAGACAGUGGAGAGCUCUUCUUGUACUCUCCUCUAAAAGUGGUCUUCUUUGUUGCCCUAAUGUGUGGGAUGUUGGUCCUCAUGUACUUCUUUUACAACAUUCUUGUAUACGUCAUUAUUGCUAUAUUCUGCCUGGCCUCUGCCUCUGCACUGUUCAGCUGUCUCGAUGCAGUGAUGGAAAAAAUUGGUUGUGCCACGGGGAGCUUCUCUGUCCGAAACUGCAACUGCUCAGUGAGGUCUCUCAUACUGGCUGCUGUGUGCAUCACCAUCGCUGUGCUCUGGGGAGUCUACAGGAAUGAAGACAGAUGGAUCUGGAUCUUGCAGGAUCUCCUUGGCAUUGCUUUCUGCCUCAACUUCAUGAAAACCAUUUCACUGUCCAACUUCAAGAUCUGUGUGAUUCUGCUGAGCCUCCUGCUUGUGUACGAUGUCUUCUUCGUUUUCAUCACUCCUUUCUUCACAAAGAAUGGAGUUAGCAUCAUGGUGCAGGUUGCCCUGGGCCCCGAUGCGUCAGGAGAGAAGACACAAGGUAACAUGGUGGAGGUCCCCGCUGAACCCCAGGCUGCCUCUGAGAAACUGCCAGUGGUGAUGCGUGUCCCACGGUUCUCAGCCUGGGCUCAGAACCUGUGUGGGAUGCAGUUCUCCAUUCUGGGAUAUGGAGAUAUCAUCGUUCCAGGUCUCCUGGUUGCCUACUGCAGCAGAUUUGAUGUUUGGAUCAACAGCGGAAAGAAGAUCUACUUCAUCAGCUGCUGCAUAGCCUAUCUGCUGGGAAUGAUCACAACAUUUGCUGUGAUGCUGCUGUCAGGGAUGGGCCAGCCCGCCCUGCUCUACCUGGUGCCAUUCACCCUGAUAACCUCUGCCGUGGUGGCUGGGUGCAGGGGAGAGAUGAGGCAGUUCUGGGCGGGAACCACCUAUGAGGUCUUGGACUCAUCCAGGGAACCUUUGUUGCCAGAGGGAAGAACUGACUGUUCCGUAGACCCGGAGAGAUGCUGACUUACAGUUUUGAGAAUGGACCCUACUGCUGGAUGCUUUUUUUUUACAAUUUAAUAUUACAUUUGCAAAGCAAGGGAACACAUGUUAUUGAUCAACAGAAUUAAAAUUGUAUGGGUUCAUUUGACUGCUGUGAAUGGCUAGAAGAAGGCUAAUACAUUUUGUGUAGGCUUGUUUAGUGCCUCAAAACUCUGUUAGGUUCAUGUUCAGAAAACUGUAAUGACUUUGCCUUGGUGAUGAUUCUUGCAUACAACAAAAUGAGAAAGCACUUUAUGAUAUCCAGCUUGACAGUUGUUUCAUCAGGGGUGGGGUGGGUUUUAAAUUAAUUGUAGCCACAAUAUGGUACAUUUUUGAUAACUGUUUUUGGGGUUUCUGUGUAACCUGUUUGUAUGAUUUCUGUCAUUGCCUUAUAUUAAAAUGAAGCUAUAUUUAAUGUU
Molecule: messenger RNA, 2189 nt
Organism: Centropristis striata (black sea bass)
Lineage: Eukaryota; Metazoa; Chordata; Actinopteri; Perciformes; Serranidae
Gene: sppl2a
Exons: 17
Coding region: 154-1755 (533 amino acids)
Biological process (GO): membrane protein proteolysis
Cellular component (GO): lysosomal membrane; cytoplasmic side of endoplasmic reticulum membrane; Golgi-associated vesicle membrane
Molecular function (GO): aspartic endopeptidase activity, intramembrane cleaving
Source: RefSeq, a predicted model, not a curated record